Penicillium brasilianum is the source of this 1623-nucleotide messenger RNA. NCBI's taxonomy places the organism in Eukaryota, Fungi, Ascomycota, Eurotiomycetes, Eurotiales, Aspergillaceae. The record is from the annotation of a GenBank genome assembly.
AUGACACGAAGUGGUCCUCACAUCGAAACCGAUGCCAUUGUUAUUGGUGGUGGUUUUGGAGGGUGUAAUUCCCUCUACAAGCUCCGCAACCUCGGUCUCUCCGUCAAGCUGAUCGAAGCUGGCAGUGCCUUUGGCGGAGUUUGGCAUUGGAAUAGAUACCCGGGUGCGCGUGUCGACUCCGAGACGCCAUCUUAUCAAUUCAACAUUCCUGCCGUCUGGAAAGGGUGGAACUUCUCAGAGCGAUUCCCGGGAGAUGACGAACUGCGCCGAUACUUCCAACACGUGGACAAUGUGUUGGGUCUGAGGAAAGAUACAUUCUUCAAUACUAUCGUCACCAGGACGGAGUAUAAUCCUGUCUCACGUCGAUGGACCUUGCAGACCAACACGGGGUUGACGGCUACUUGCAAGUAUGUCAUCGCUGCAACUGGCUCUUCGUACAAGAAACACUACCCGCAGUUCAAGGGUUUGGAGACGUACAAGGGAACACUAGUCCACGCAGCAGAUUAUCCAGACUCUCUGGAUGUGACGGGCAAGCGAGUCGGCGUUGUCGGAAAUGGUGCCUCGGGCCUACAAAUCGUACAGAACUUGGCCAAGGAAAACUGCCAUCUCAAUGUCUUUAUUCGCACACCCUGCUUCACUAUUCCAAUGCAACAGCGCUCUAUUUCACCCGAGGAAGCCGAAAUGAUGAAGGGGUACUACGAGGGUAUUUUCGAUCGCUGCUAUAAAUCUGCGUCCGGAUUCCCCCACAACACCCGCUAUCAAUCAGCCCAUCAGGCUACGCCCGAAGAGCGGAAAGAGCUCUUCGACGAGCUCUGGGCGCGAGGUGGAUACAGCUUCUUGGUCUCGAAUUACUAUGACUUCCUGCUUGACGAGAGGACAAAUGGCUUCUUCUAUGACUACUGGGUCCAGAAGGUGCACCAGCGCAUGACGAAUACUGAGAAGAUGGAUCUCGUGGCCCCGUUGAAACAGCAUAUGUUCGUGGGGACCAAGAGACCGAGUCUGGAGCAGGAUUAUUAUGAGAUGAUCGAUCGUCCCAACGUGACUCUCCACAAUCUCAAAACGUCGCCUAUCAUCGAGCUUGAUGCGACUGGAGUUGUGACCGGCAACGAAGACGGCAUCCAGCACCAUGAUCUGGACGUGGUCAUAUUUGCGACCGGAUACGAUGCUGUCACCGGCAGUCUUCUAGACCUGGGCAUCACGGACAAAAACCAGAAGCCCCUUACUGAAAAGUGGAAGGUCGGGGUUCUCACUCAUUUAGGCCUCAUGGUCCCCGAUACACCAAACCUGUUUAUGGUGUACGGUCCGCAGGCCCCAACUUCUCUUGCGAAUGGCCCACCAUUCAUCGAGUUGGAGGUGGACUGGAUCUGCAAGGCUAUCGAGAAGAUGCAGAAGGAAGGCAUUUCUUCCAUUGAGCCUACGCAGCAGGCUGCCGAGCACUGGCGCGACCAAGUCUUCCAAGCCAGUCAACGUACCCUUUAUCCCAAGACGGACUCGUGGUACAUGGGUGCGAAUAUUCCGGGGAAGCGCCGGGAACCUCUUGUUUGGCUUGGUGGGAUGCCGAGCUGGUGGAAGUGCUGUGCGGACGCGUUGGAGGAGUGGGAGGGAUUUCAUAUAUCGUCAUGA